Molecule: messenger RNA, 1530 nt
Organism: Auxenochlorella protothecoides
Lineage: Eukaryota; Viridiplantae; Chlorophyta; Trebouxiophyceae; Chlorellales; Chlorellaceae
Product: tRNA pseudouridine synthase 1
Exons: 6
Coding region: 1-1530 (509 amino acids)
Biological process (GO): tRNA pseudouridine synthesis; mRNA pseudouridine synthesis
Cellular component (GO): nucleus
Molecular function (GO): pseudouridine synthase activity; RNA binding
Source: RefSeq, a predicted model, not a curated record
AUGACCCCCAUCGGCGAAGAGGGUGUCACAGCCACGGACGGGGGUGGACCAGGGGACCCCACUGCCGGGCCUCAGGCCGGGAGCCCUGCCCAGGAGGGCUCUGUGGACGCCGUGGAGGCGGAGGCGACUGGUGCUGGGUCCCAGGAGGCAGGGGCGGGGACCGCGGAGUCCGCCUCCCUGCCCAACGCCAAGAAGAAGAGGAAGGUGGCGCUGCUCAUGGCAUACGUGGGCCACGGCUAUGCGGGCAUGCAGCGCAACCCCGGGGUCCGAACCAUCGAGGAGGACCUCUUCCGCGCCAUCCACAAGGCGGGCGGCAUCUCCCACGCCAACUCCGACGAGGCGGGGUUCUCCAAGAUCCACUGGAUGCGGGCGGCGAGGACCGACAAGGGCGUGAGCGCGGUGGGCCAGGUGGUCAGCCUGCGCAUGGUGCUGGAGGACCCCGAUAUCCUCGCCAAGAUCAACGCCGAGCUGCCCGCCCAGGUCCGCGUGUUUGGGUUUGGACGGGCGACGCAUGGCUUCGAUGCCAGGAAGCACUGUGACAAGCGGCGGUACGAGUACAUCCUGCCGGCUUGGGCCUUUGACCCCGCCCUAGUCCCUCCCUCCAGCCUGCUUGGGGAGGAGGACGGCGAGGCCGUGCCGCUCCUGGAGACGGAGGAGGACGGCGAGGCUUCCACGGCCCUGGGUGAUGACGAGGACGCGCCGGCCGCAGGUGGCGACGCCGCUGGGGAUCCGGGUGACGCGCCGCCGGGGACAGGGGGAGGAGUGACCCCCUCUGUGGAGGCAGACGGCGCGCUGGCGGCUUCGACAGGAGUGUCACAGCCAGAGGACACCGGAUUCAUAUUCGAUGCGGCGUGUGCGGCCCGAAUGACUUCCAUCCUCUCCGCCUUUGAGGGGACCCACAACUUCCACAACUUCACGGUGCGGGUCGCCGCCUCCGCGCCAAAUGCGAGACGGUAUAUCCUAUCGUUCAGGUGCCUGGGGGCCUUUGACAUUGGCGGGAAGCCGUGGGUGAGGCUGGUGGUGGUGGGCCAGUCCUUCAUGCUUCACCAGAUCAGGAAGAUGGUGGGACUGGCCAUGGCCAUUUACCGGGGGGCGGCCCCAGCGGACGCCAUCUCCCUGGCGCUGCACACUCGAAUCGGGCUGAGCGGGCCCAUGGCUCCUGAGCUGGGGCUGUUUCUGGAUGAGUGCUACUACGACUCCUACAACACCCAGUUUGGCAAGCUGCAUGGCGAGAUCCACCUGUCCGACUUCCAAAGCCACGUGGACGCAUUCAAGGCGGCCCAGCUGUACCCGCACAUUGCGGCCCAGGACGAGAAAGAAGGCGUGAAUGCCGUCUGGUUCACGACGCUGACAGACCGCUACUACCGUUUCCGCGGGUGGCGGCGGGCCGUCACCACCAACACGCCCAUGCGCCGCGAGGAUGGAAAGCGCGGCCGGCCCGAGGGCGGCCAGACGCGCUUUGGGCGUGCCAAGACCGACGCACGGGGGGGAGGGGUUGGUGCCGGAUUCAAUGCGGAGUACUCUGACUGA